AUGAGCGCCACAUAUGGUCACGGCAAAGCAUCUUGGCAUUUCCAAGAGCUACCUACCGAGGUCAAGAAUCUUAUAAUGGAAGAAGUCUCAUUGCUCCCGGAAUCUUACAAGAAUCUCCUUAAUUUGGCGCAGACAUGCAAAGAACUUUGUAGCCACGCACUGUCUCAGCUCUACCUCAAAGAUGUUAGAGACUCACUGAGACUCGGUUUUGACUUGAAUAUGCCUUUAGGCCUUCAAUGGGCCUGCUGGUUUGGGGUGUUGGAAGGAGUAAAAAUGUCGUUGAUAGAAAACGGCGUUCACCCGGAUGCUCCAGAUGGAAAGAGUCUUCCACCUUUGGCUUAUUCAUUGAACGAAGACGUGGUCAAGUUUCUUAUCGAAAAGGGAGCAAACAUAGAUGUGACUCAUGGUACAGAUGAGACGGCAUUGUGUCACCUCAUAUCCUGGGGCCCAAGGAACCAAGGCGACUGGCAAAGGGAGUUCAAUGUAACUCGAGGUAACGGUGCUCUCAACCCACUGGACACUCGUCAAGACCAGCUCGGUGCAAUCCGGUAUCUCAUCCUGAAUACCCAUGCGGAUAUCUAUGCAAAUAGAAUCACCAGAGUCAGCCCCCUACUCGUGGCCAUACAAACACGGUACACUGAAGUCGUACAACUUCUUCUGGACGCCGGUGCUUCACCAAACCCAAUCAGCACCGUGACAAACGAGAAGAGGCUCCUACUUGCGGAUGCUUUAAGAUUAAGUCAGAACCACUGUGUUGUUAACAAGCUUCUAGCAUUCAAAGCCGAAGCUGGUGUCAAACAAAUAUCUGACCAAAACCUUACCAAGAAAGACGGCGAUCAACUCCCGAUCAUGAAUCUUACAACAUACGACAGUAACCCCCGAUAUGCCAAAGAAGAGGUUGAUAUGGCAGAAAAAAUCUGCAAGGAGAUCAAGUAUUUCGAUAGGAUUGUCGACGGGCAUCCACCUUUGUGGCAUUAUGUCAGGAAAGGACGAUUAGAUAUUGGUCAAGUCUUGAUAAGAAACGGAGCAAGUCCCCAACUGGCUGGUGUCAAGGUUUCAGAGGACAUUCUAGAGCUCGUAGCAGACUGA
Molecule: messenger RNA, 1089 nt
Organism: Fusarium coffeatum
Lineage: Eukaryota; Fungi; Ascomycota; Sordariomycetes; Hypocreales; Nectriaceae
Exons: 4
Coding region: 1-1089 (362 amino acids)
Molecular function (GO): protein binding
Source: RefSeq, a predicted model, not a curated record